Molecule: messenger RNA, 3146 nt
Organism: Pseudophryne corroboree (corroboree frog)
Lineage: Eukaryota; Metazoa; Chordata; Amphibia; Anura; Myobatrachidae
Product: probable D-lactate dehydrogenase, mitochondrial
Exons: 3
Coding region: 132-365 (77 amino acids)
Biological process (GO): lactate catabolic process
Cellular component (GO): mitochondrion
Molecular function (GO): flavin adenine dinucleotide binding; D-lactate dehydrogenase (NAD+) activity; D-lactate dehydrogenase (cytochrome) activity
Source: RefSeq, a predicted model, not a curated record
AUGCGACAGAUGUGUGCGUCCCCAUAUCCAAACUCCCCCAAAUCAUAGUGGAAACGAAAGAAGACCUGAUCCAGUCACAGCUCACAGGUCCUAUAGCUGGACAUGUCGGUGAUGGAAACUUUCACUGUUUAAUGGUGCUGGACCUGAGUGACCUGGAGGAAGUGCAAAGAGUGAAGGAAUUUACAAACAGACUGGCCAGGAGGGCGCUCGAUCUGGGCGGAACCUGUACCGGUGAGCAUGGCAUUGGCAUAGGAAAGCGCGCAUUACUGCAAGAGGAAGUUGGUGACAUCGGCCUCAUGGCAAUGAGACAGAUCAAAGCUGCACUGGAUCCUAAGAAUCUUAUGAACCCUGGGAAAGUGAUCUAAGUAUAGUGUGUUCUAUAUACGAGGACAGUCUGCUGCAGCAGCAGGACCCCUACCGUAGGCACUAUGCAGAGUGUGUGCUCCCUACCUCUGGAAUUCUCUACCUCUUCCUAACAGACUCUCCAGGGGCACUCAAGUCGUACUUCUUCACCAUACCCAGCCGUCUCUCAUCCUAACCCUCUGCUACAUGCCUCACUUCUACCCCGUCUCUCAUCCUAACCCUCUGCUGCAUGCUCACUUCUACCUCAUAUCUCAUCCUAACCCUCUGCUACAUGGCUCACUUCUACCUCAUAUCUCAUCCUAACCCUCUCUGCUACAUGGCUCACUUCUACCCCAUCUCUCAUCCUAACCCUCUGCUACAUGGCUCACUUCUACCCCAUCUCUCAUCCUAACCGUCUGCUACAUGGCUCACUUCUACCCCAUCUCUCAUCCUAACCCUCUGCUACAUGGCUCACUUCUACCCCAUCUCUCAUCCUAACCCUCUGCUACAUGACUCCCUUCCACCCCAUCUCUCAUCCUAACCCUCUGCUACAUGGCUCACUUCUACCCCAUCUCUCAUCCUAACCCUCUGCUACAUGGCUCACUUCUACCCCAUCUCUCAUCCUAACCCUCUGCUACAUGCCUCACUUCUACCCCAUCUCUCAUCCUAACCCUCUGCUACAUGGCUCACUUCUACCCCAUCUCUCAUCCUAACCCUCUGCUACAUGGCUCACUUCUACCCCAUCUCUCAUCCUAACCCUCUGCUACAUGCCUCACUUCUACCCCAUCUCUCAUCCUAACCCUCUGCUACAUGGCUCACUUCUACCUCAUCUCUCAUGCUUACUGUCACGAUCGGAUCCCAGAAUAUUUCUCCUAUUGUGUGUGAUAUAAGAUGUCAUUUCCUGUGAAUUGCCUGUGGACAUAACCCCAGGGGGGGCUAAGAGAUCUGCCUGCCAUUUCCCUCUUCUAGGUUGUAAAUAUUUUGGACAUAACCCCAGUGGGGCAAGGAGAUUAUCACGGAGUGCAUUUCACCAUGUCACUAUGUCAUGAGGCCAUAGAUGUGUUUAGUAGUGACGAGAUCAAAACCCAACAAUAAAGUGGAGAAGAAAUUUAUGUUUGAGGUUCUGGUCUCUCAUCCAGUCAUAAAUGAUUGGAGUGUGGAAGACGGCAUCAUUCAGUUCCCAUCAACCUGAUCAGAUUAUGCAGGGCAUGGAAUGUCUGUGUGUGUUUUGGUAACUGGCCGAAGGUGUUUUAAUUGUGGUGAAGUGGGGCACAUCAGUUUUAAUCGCCCCAAAAAGAAAUCUCCUGUGGGGGGCCCAGCCGUGCAACCUGUGCCCGCCGUCCUGUGUGUAGAAAGACCCCAAGAAAGACGACGCGACAAUUUACAAACAGUCCAGGUAGGACAAAGGGUGGCGCUUGGGCUAUUAGACUCGGGUGCAGAUCUGACUCUCAUAGAUUCAGCGUUGGUGGGCCCGGAGAGCAUUAUACUGGGGAAGACUAUUGCUGUACGGGGAGUGGGAGGGAUCAACCCUAAAGUUCCUAUGGCCUGAAUAUAUCUUGACUGGGGGGUUUUAAGAGGCAUCUGGGAUGUUGGGGUGCUGGACUAUCUACCUUCCAGUGUGCUUGUGGGGACUGGUGUAGGAAAGAUGCGCACUGCCUAUGUAACUGGAAGUGAUACAGUGUUACUAGCUAACCCUUCUUUUCCUCAGGUGACGCCGCACAACAUUAAUGCAAAUGUAUGUGAUGUUAAGAGUGUUGCAGACUUGUGUGCACCAGAACCUAACACUUUGCACUUUCACAGUGCGGAAUCCAGUCAGGCAAAAGUGUGUCACAAUGCAUGUCCUAAUGUAGAGUUGUGUGAUGUAUUAUUACCAGAUAAUAUUGUGUGGUGAGACAGCGUUCAUUUCACCAGGGAAUGCAGUACAGGUUGAGUAUCCCAUAUCCAAAUAUCCGAAAUACGGAAUAUUCCGAAAUACGGACUUUUUUGAGCGAGAGUGAGAUAGUGAAACUUUUGUUUUCUGAUGGCUCAAUGUACACAAACUUUGUUUAAUACACAGUUAUUAAAAAUAUUGUAUUAAAUGACCUUCAGACUCUGUAUAUAAGGUGUAUAUGAAACAUAAAUGAAUUGUGUGAAUGUAGACACACUUUGUUUAAUGCACAAAGUUAUAAAAAAUAUUGGCUAAAAUGACCUUCAGGCUGUGUGUAUAAGGUGUAUAUGUAACAUAAAUACAUUCUGUGCUUAGACUUAGGUCCCAUCACCAUGAUAUCUCAUUAUGGUAUGCAAUUAUUCCAAAAUACGGAAAAAUCCGAUAUCCAAAAUACCUCUGGUCCCAAGCAUUUUGGAUAAGGGAUACUCAACCUGUAAUUGCCUGGUCACAACUUCCCUGUACGGGGUAAAGAAAAGCCAUCCAGCCUCAGAGAAAGUGCUUUGCAGCCAGGUAAAAGAACCUGAUUCAGUGCAAAGCCCAGAUAGGGGCUUUGAGGUGUGGUUGAGGGAGAAAAGGGUGGGCUCUCAACCACACAGCUCUGGUCAAGGUGUUCGGACCUUCCCCGCCACAGCUGGGAAUUGGUCUAAUUGUACGGGCAGGGAUUUAAACCCUGCUCAGUCUACUGCUCAGGACACUGGUGCCGAUAAGCGGCCACCAAGCAGGGAAUGUUUCCACUAGUGCUAGGGACUUGGACCGUCAGUGUCCGAAGGCACAGAGAGACCGUGCAUACGGUCAGUGGAUUGGACAAUAUUUCUUUUGUUUGGUGUGAAGUUUGUUUACUGCUGGUAUGCCAUUAAAUACUUGCAGAAACUCUGUA